This is a messenger RNA of Prunus armeniaca (apricot), 1461 nucleotides long. The record is from the annotation of a GenBank genome assembly. Lineage: Eukaryota; Viridiplantae; Streptophyta; Magnoliopsida; Rosales; Rosaceae.
AUGGUAACCGGUGGUGCCUCCAAAAAGCGGCAACGCGCCGUACACACCGCCAACUCACCUACCGCCAGCAGCUCCAGCCGCCCUUGCGCCGCCAUCAUCAUCGACUCCGACUCCAAACGACCCACCCACCCGAACCCGAACCCGAACCCAUUUCCCAAACCCAGCCCAACCGCUCCCCACUCCUUCAACGACCCUUCCUCCGCCGACGUUCUCCUCCGCCUCUUCGUCGACCCCUCCCCUCUCGACCCCCCAGCGACGUCGUUUUCUACCUCCCCCACCGCCCAGCCCCAAGACGACGUCGUUCUCCACCUCCACGCCCACGCCCUCCGCCGCUGCAAGUACUUCGCAGCCCUCUUAUCCGACCGAUGGCAGCGCCACCCCCAAAAAGAAGCCGUCCGCAACAUCAGCCUGCGGGUCCCACCGACCCCUGGCGCCAUGGAUGCCCGCAUUGCCCUCCUCGAACUCCUCUACAACUCCGACCUCGCUUCCGCCAUAACCACCGUAUCGGCCGCGCUCGACCUUCUCCCUGUCGCUUCCGAGCUCAUCUUCGACGACUGCGUCCGAUUCUGCCUUCGCUUCCUCGAGGCGGUUCCAUGGACGCAAGACGAAGAAACCCGAGUUCUUGCCCUAAUCCCUCAUUUGAGCGAAGACGAAGCCAAAGACCUCAUGGCUAGGGUUUCGGGAGCUCCCGAUUCGAGCGAGGAGAUGCUGUACGGCCUCAUCCUUGCCGUGACUCACAACCAGAGCAUGGCGUUCGUCAAGGCCUUUGUCGCGAAGCUGCUGCGCGAGUUCGGGUCCAGAGAGCUGGUCGAGCGGGUUAUGGAUCGGGCGUUUCAGACCACCUUCAAGGUCGUCAAGGAGGCCAUGGAGGAGUACACGAGCCCUCGAGUCCGUGGCAACCAUGACGAGACCGAGGCCAUCCAGAGGAUCAACCUCCACACGGCCAUGACCAACGGCAAGCACCUUCUGUGGCUCGUCGAGAGGAUGAUCGAGCUCCGAGUCGCUGAGUCCGCCGUGAAAGAGUGGAGCGAACAGCCGGCUUUCACCGCCGAUUUGCAGAGGGCGUUUCGGGACGACGCGUGGAGGAAUAUCGUCCCGAGCCUCCCUAGCGUCUUGCUUCGCUGCACUUCGAGGCUGGUCAAUGCGGUCGCUACUGGUACCAUUUUGGUUGCUUCUCAGGUGCGAAAGAAGCUUGUCAAAGAUUGGCUUCCAGUUCUGAUUGUUUGCAAAGACAAUAAUGCUUCACCUCUGACACCGAGUAACAAACCACUGUACUUGGAUCUGGAAGAGACAUUCCUCAGAAUCAUCUCUACACUGCCUAUGCCAGAUGCACAGGAGUUGCUGCAGCAAUGCCUCAGCUUCUCUACCCGAAAUGUUGAGGACUGCCCUCACUUGGUCACGGCAUUCAACACCUGGUUCCGCCGUGCGACUCAUCCCCCUCAGGCACAGAAUCUUUGUUAG